CUAUCUCUUCCCAAGUCACAUUCCUCAGGCAGUAACUAUCAGACAUUAGGGCAAGUUUAUUUUACACAGUGAUAAAUCCCAACAUCCCCAGAGUGACUCAGUCUGACCAUCUGCUGACAAGCAGGGAACUCUGAGCCUGCAGCCCCACCCCACACUCCAAGGAUUGCUGUGUCUCCGUGUUAGACUGGCAGUAGUGUUCAAUCUCUUGCUGACUGUACCACGUCGAUCCGGGGGGGAGAUUUAGCCAUGGCCACUAAGAAGCCUACAGAUGGCGGGCUCGGGCGCUUGGGCAGCGUGAAGAGCAUCACCUCUAUAAGAACAACACUGCUCUAUGACCUUGCGUCUAAGACCACUCCAAACUGUGAGGUAGGACUUCUGUCCCUCAAGCACCUGAUGCAGUUGCUGCCCGAGUAUGUGCACCUGGAAGGCAACACUCUCAUUUGCAAUAACCAACAUGGGGGCUUCAACCUCUUCAGCAAUGGCACCAUCAGCAUAGACGGGGAGUCUUUCCACAUCAACAACUACAUUCAGAGGAAAGUGGAACUGAAUAGCCACUUUGAUUACAAGGAUUACAGAGAAAGUAUCCUCAGCAAGCCAAUGUUGUUCCUGAUAAAUGCUAAAAAGAUAAACAACAGUUCUGCCUCAGAAAAAACCUUUGCCCUCAUUGUGAACACCCGGCACCCUAAAAUAAAGGCACAAUUCGAGGGUGGAAUGAACAAUGUGAUAUCAUCAGUAUUUGGAGAAAACUACCAACUGCAGUUCGACUUAAAAAAUAUGGUCACUCAAUAUCUAGCAAGUCAGAAGUUUGUAUUAACAGAAAAGGACGGCCUGAGCUUCUGCUUUACGUUCAAAGUGGACGUGUUCCUGGAUAUUUUUCACUUGUUGGGACUGAGUAAAAAGACUUGCCAGGUGAACAGCAACAUAACCAGCCUGCACUGCACCAAACCUGAAAAGCAAGAAACAGUGAAAAUGAUUCUGGCAAAAAUGUCCAGCCCCUUAAUAAAACUGGGGGGCUCUACUGAUCGCAGACCCAGUUUAUAUUCUCUAAAUGUAUGUGACGAAGAUCCAUUUGAAGUAUGCACAGACAACUUCCAUGAAACCUCUCCAGUAUCUCCUCUAACACCAUAAAGCCAAGCAGCAAUGACAAAAUGAUUCCAGCACUUGGAAGGAGAAUGAGACUCUCUUCAGCUGUACAGUUUUAGUACAUAUUUAUACUAUGGUAGAACUUUAUUUUAUCGGCCAGCUAAACAAACAUAUAGUACUAGCACUUCCAGGUGAUCCACAUGAAAGUUAAUGAUGGUGGUUUCCCCGUGUGCCAUUGCCCUCAGGGCUAACAUAACGCCAGUGAUUUUGUUGUCAAGUUCCAAAAAUCAGAUUUGCAAAGCGAUCACCUGGACUUGUGGGUGCACUUGUGUCUGAAAAGUUGGUUUAUUUCUGCUUGUUGCACUGUUUCUAUUUAUUGUAUUUUGCAUUAAUAAAUUGUACUGCUUUUUUUAAAAAAAA
Molecule: messenger RNA, 1503 nt
Organism: Xenopus laevis (African clawed frog)
Lineage: Eukaryota; Metazoa; Chordata; Amphibia; Anura; Pipidae
Gene: medag.S
Product: mesenteric estrogen-dependent adipogenesis S homeolog
Exons: 5
Coding region: 247-1128 (293 amino acids)
Source: RefSeq, a predicted model, not a curated record